GCUGUGGGUCCCAACAGAACCAAUCAGUAAAAAAACUCACCUCAACCAGAUACAGAACAAAUGAAUCUUAAGUUUUUCUCUUCUUAUAAUAGGCAAGACCCUAUAGGUUUAGGCUUAUAAGUUUCCUUAAAAUCAGGGUCCAGUUGGUUAUCUUAUGCCCCCCAUUUAGUUUUGGAGCUAUUGGUUUGGCUAGAAGACAUACCGACUGAUUUGGACAUGGCCAUUCUAAUGCAUAAUUAUUCUUCAAAACCAGUAGUUCUAAAACAUUUUAUGAUAAGUAUCACCCUGCUAAACACUAAACUUUCCUAUUAUAAAAAUACUGUCACAGCCUUUUAAAAUAGUGGUCUAAGGGAAGUUGGUCUUUUUGCUUUUUUUUUUUUUUUUUCCACAAAAGAAAGAAACAAAAAAGCAUUCUUGUCCAUUUGCACUGCAUGUUUUAAGUAAAAUAUUGAAAGUUUUAAGUUGGUAAAAUAAACAGUUAUUGUUAAUCUCUUUGUUUUUUGGAACUUAUUUACUCCAAAAUUUAGCUUGUAAACAAAACAAGAUUUCCCUGUAAAAAUGUCCAAGUUCCACCGAAGGCAGCCUAAGAACCACUAGCAGUACUCGGUCAUUGGCCAGUAAAAGGUGUUCCUCUGCCUCAGUUGGAAGUCUUUUGUAGCCUCUAACAGAUUUUCUUCCAGGACCGCUAUGCAUUUAGCUCCAAGCAUCUUCCCAUCAACUCUGACCAGCUUCCCUGCCCCUGCUGAAGUAAAGCAUCCCCACAGCAUGAUGCUGCCACCACCAUGCUUCGAGGCCUCUCUUUGAGAAGUUAUAGUUAUAUUGCUUUAAUGAUAAAUUUGUAAUAUACUGUGCAGCCCUAGUUCACAGUUGACCUACUCUUUCCACUUUAAGAUAAUGGAUUAAAUUGCGAUUAUCAGAGUUUUAGUCUUGUGAUACUUUUUCUUUAACUACCUUUGCUUUAUACUUCUUCACAUCUUUAUCCCUGAGGUGUCUGGUGUCUUCCUUGGUUUUCAUGAUUAUUCACUAAUGCUCUCUCUGAGACCUUCACAGAAUAGUUGUAUUUGUCCUGAAGGUAAUGGCACUGGAUUUUAUUUAGAGCUACCAGCGUAAAAAGGGGCUGACCACAAACGCACGUCACACUUUGCAGAUUUUGAAUUGCCAAAACAAAUAACUGAAAACUCUAGACCAUUCAUUUUUUUCCACUUGAUAAUUAAGCGCUAGUUCCCGUUGGUCCAUCGGUUAGUAUUUCUAUUAUGGUGUUUGUUUUGGUGCGUGACAGGAAACGACGAUGACGUUUUACGACAGCUUCGGUGCAUUCUGGGUCUAACCCAACAUGGCUGCGCCCUUGUUGGAGUGCUGAAGAAGUGCCUCUCUGGAGAUAUCCUCGGGUCUGCGUGUAGUUUCCGCGACAACCUCCGAACCGAAUCAGCCUCCACGGUCGCUGGUUUGCAGGACGACACCGCGGGACCCCCGUCAUCGAUAAGUGUGUCCAUCUUUUCGCGUGGCUGUGGCAGACUGUCCGUGUGAAGAUGGGCCUCGUCUCCAGCCCUGUCCCAUAGCACAGAGCCCCGGGGAGAGGAGCCGCAGGUUCCCCUGCAAACACGCACCCGUCCAGCUCGCCUUUGACGGGUUCGACCUCCUGUACCGGCUUUGGACUCUGCCCUACAGUUUCCUUACAAGGAUCAUCUGCGACACCGUGUCUGUCAUCGUCCGGAGACGGAGAGCUUCUUCCCCAUCCCGGGUUGAUAAUCCCGCCGCAUCAAGGGCCCUGAUGAAAAUGGACUCGGACUUGCUUCAUUCCCCGGCCGUGGGCCUCACUGAGGAAGAGGAGGCAGACAUGAAUGACUGGAAGCUUCCCUUGACUUUCAUGAAGAAAAGGCACUUGGAGAAGAUCGAGGGCUCCAAGGCAUUGGCUCAGAGCUGGAGGAUGAAAGACAGGAUGAAGACGGUGAGCGUUGCUCUGGUGUUGUGUCUCAAUGUGGGAGUGGACCCCCCUGAUGUGGUCAAGACAUCCCCCUGUGCCAGGCUAGAGUGUUGGAUAGAUCCUCUGUCGAUGAGUCCACAGAAAGCCCUGGAGACCAUUGGGGCAAACUUGCAGAAGCAGUAUGAAAACUGGCAGCCCAGGGCACGCUACAAACAGAGUCUGGACCCCACAGUGGACGAAGUGAAGAAACUUUGCACGUCACUGAGACGCAACGCUAAAGAGGAGAGGGUCCUCUUUCACUACAACGGCCAUGGAGUGCCACGGCCCACCGUUAAUGGGGAAAUCUGGGUUUUUAACAAGAAUUACACCCAAUACAUCCCUCUGUCCAUCUACGACCUGCAGACGUGGAUGGGGAGCCCGUCCAUUUUCGUUUACGACUGCUCCAACGCGGGAAUUAUCGUCAAGUCGUUUAAACAGUUCGCCCUGCAGAGAGAGCAGGAGCUGGAGGUUGCAGCCAUCAAUCCCAGCCACCCACUUGCACAGAUGCCGCUUCCACCCUCCAUGAAGAACUGCAUCCAGCUGGCUGCAUGUGAGGCCAAUGAGCUGCUGCCCAUGAACCCGGACCUCCCUGCCGACCUGUUCACCUCCUGCCUCACCACGCCCAUCAAAAUCGCACUUCGAUGGUUCUGUAUGCAAAAGAGUGCCAAGUUGGUGCCAGGGGUGACGUUAGACCUCAUUGAGAAGAUCCCUGGCAGGCUCAACGACAGACGCACGCCCCUCGGAGAACUCAACUGGAUCUUCACCGCCAUCACCGACACCAUCGCGUGGAACGUGCUGCCCAGAGAUCUGUUCCAGAAGUUGUUUCGUCAGGACUUGCUGGUGGCCAGCUUGUUCCGCAAUUUCCUGCUCGCAGAGAGGAUAAUGAGGUCGUACAACUGUACACCAGUCAGCAGCCCUCGUCUGCCACCCACAUACAUGCACGCCAUGUGGUGGGCCUGGGACUUUGCCGUGGACAUCUGCCUCUCCCAGCUGCCUACCAUCAUCGAGGAGGGCACUACCUUCAGAAAUAGUCCGUUCUUCGCAGAACAGCUCACAGCGUUUCAGGUGUGGUUGACCAUGGGUGUGGAGAACAGAAACCCUCCUGAGCAGCUCCCUAUAGUACUGCAGGUCCUCCUGAGUCAGGUGCAUCGGCUGAGGGCUCUAGAGCUGCUAGGAAUGUUUCUGGAUUUGGGACCCUGGGCCGUCAGUCUGGCCCUGUCUGUGGGGAUCUUCCCAUAUGUGUUAAAGCUGCUUCAGAGUUCAGCCAGAGAGCUGCGGCCAAAGCUGGUUUUCAUCUGGGCUAAAAUCCUGGCUGUGGACAGUUCAUGUCAAGCUGAUCUGGUGAAAGACAAUGGACACAAGUACUUCCUCUCCGUGUUAGCCGACAGUUACAUGCCUGCUGAAUAUCGGACCAUGGCCGUUUUCAUUUUGGCUGUCAUCGUCAACAGCUACAGCACAGGCCAGGAGGCCUGUCUGCAGGGCAACCUGAUCGCCAACUGUCUGGAGCAGCUCUCAGACCCCCACCCGUUGCUCCGACAGUGGGUGGCGAUCUGCCUGGGCCGGAUCUGGCAGAACUUUGAACCGGCGCGCUGGUGUGGAGUCCGAGACAGCGCUCAUGAGAAGUUGUACACCCUGCUGUCAGAUCCCAUCCCUGAGGUAAGGUGUGCCGCUGUAUUCGCACUGGGAACAUUUGUUGGGAACUCUGCUGAGAGGACGGACCACUCCACCACCAUCGACCACAACGUGGCCAUGAUGCUGGCUCAGCUCAUCAACGAUGGCAGUCCCGUGGUCCGCAAGGAGCUGGUGGUAGCCCUGAGUCACCUGGUGGUCCAGUAUGAGAGCAACUUUUGCACAGUUGCUCUCCAGUUCAUAGAAGAAGAGAAGAAUUAUGCAGUGCCGUCACCAGCCAACACUGCAGGUUUUAGAGUAAAUUUAAGGAGGAGUUCAAAGGAUCUAAAGCUGGAGUUACACUUCUCUACUCAGGCAGAACCCGGCAACAUGACUCCAGUGAGGGACAGCCCGGCCAUCCCUCGUUUGAGAUCCGUCAAUUCCUACACCAACAUCCGAGCAGUGACCACGGCUCGCAACCUGAACAAAAGCCUCCAGAACCUCAACCUCAACGAAGAAGGCGUCCCAGCAGCCUUCUCUCCUGGGAACCUGAGCACCAGCAGCAGCGCCAGCAGCACCCUGGGGAGUCCCGACAACGACGAGUACAUACUCUCGUUUGAAACCAUCGACAAGAUGCGCCGGGUUUCUUCAUAUUCCUCCCUAAACUCUCUUAUAGGUGUGUCCUUCAACAGUGUUUACACUCAGAUAUGGAGAGUGCUGCUCCACCUAGCUGCAGAUCCUUUCCCGGAGGUUUCAGAUUUGGCCAUGAAAGUCCUCAAUAGCAUCGCAUACAAGGCGACGAUGAACGCCAGGCCUCAGAGGAUCCUGGACUCUGGAUCGCUGACACAGUCAGCCCCAGCCAGUCCCACCAGUAAGGGCACUCACAUCCAUCAGGCAGGCGGCUCUCCGCCCAUGCCCAGUACCAGCAGCUCCAGCCUGACCAACGAUGUUCCUAAACCACCUGCCAGAGAGCAGCCAGCCAUACGGCCCCCCUACACCCCGACGCUAGGCGGACAGGCCCCCCACUCACACCAGUUCCCCCGCACACGCAAAAUGUUUGACAAGGGACCAGAACAGGCAGCUGAAGAUGGUGAGGAGCCGGGUGGUCACAGGAAUUACGUCAGUCUGGCCCUGCAGACGGGCCUGUGUGACUGGAGCGCCAAGUAUUUCGCUCAGCCUGUCAUGAAGAUCCCAGAGGAGCAUGACCUGGAGAGUCAGGUGAGGAUGGAGAGGCAAUGGAGGUUCCUGAGAAACGCUCGCGUUAGAAGACAAAGUCGGGUUAUCACGCAAAGAGGCAUUUCCCGUCUAGACGAUCAAAUAUUCAUCAACCGUAACCCCGGGGUACCAUCUGUUGUGAAGUUUCACCCCUUCAACAGCUGCAUCGCUGUGGCCGACAAGGACAGCAUCUGUUUCUGGGACUGGGAGAAAGGCGAGAGGCUGGACUACUUCUACAAUGGGAACCCACGUUACACCCGGAUCACAGCCAUGGAGUACCUGAACGGACACGACUGUUCGUUACUGCUCACAGCGACAGAUGAUGGAGCUUUACGGGUCUGGAAGAACUUUGCCGACCAGAAGAACCCAGAGAUGGUAACGGCGUGGCAGGGCCUCUCCGACAUGCUCCCAACCACCAGAGGUCAGCCCUCCUCCAGCACCCACAGUCUGGCCAGAAGGGUUUCCAUCUAUCUUGACAGGAGCAAACAAGGAGGAGCUGGGAUGGUCGUGGACUGGGAGCAGGAAACUGGUCUCCUCAUGACGUCAGGGGAUGUAAGAGUCAUUCGGAUCUGGGACACGGACAGGGAGAUGAAGGUCCAGGACAUCCCAACAGGAGCCGACAGCUGCGUGACCAGCCUGUCCUGCGACUCCCAACGCUCCCUCAUCGUCGCAGGUCUGGGUGACGGAUCGGUACGUGUCUUUGAUCGCAGGAUGGGCCCCAGUGAAUGUCGAGUGAUGACCUACAGGGAACACGGAGCCUGGGUGGUGAAAGCUCACCUGCAGAAGGACACAGACGGAAACGUUAUUAGUGUCAGUGUUAACGGAGAUGUUCGGUUCUUUGAACCGCGGACGCCGGACUCCAUUAAUGUGUUGCAGACUGUAAAGGGAUUAACGGCUUUGGACAUCCACCCACAGGCCAACCUCUUUGCCUGUGGAUCGAUGAACCAGUUCAUAGCCGUCUACAACGCUAACGGCGACGUGAUCAGCAACAUAAAGUACUACGACGGCUUCAUGGGACAGAGGAUCGGUGCUAUCAGCUGUUUAGCCUUCCAUCCAUACUGGCCCCACUUGGCUGUAGGAAGCAACGACUACUACAUGUCCAUCUAUUCAGCAGAGAAGAGGCUCAGAUAACACACCAGCAGCGCUGCUCUACCCCACCCCCACACAUGACUUCUGACCCUGAGCCUCGAGCACUGGGAUGUAAAGGAUGGUUUUUUUUGUACAUAUGCAAUUCACCAACGUGAAUGUUUAAGGGAUGGCUGCUGACAAAAACUCAUGCUACAAACGUCUCUUUACAUACAAAUAUAUAUAAAUAUAUAUAAUUAUUAUUAUGAUUGUUUAUUCAUAUUCUUAUUAUGAGGCUAAUGAUUGUAGACUGUGCUGAGGAGUCUGUGUGUAUAUAAUGAAGAGAAGAAGAAGAGAUUCUAUUUUAAAGAAGUGCUGCCAACAGAUCCCUGCAGCUCCUCCUGGCUGCACAGCGAGCAUCACUACCUGAAUGAACUGCGACCCCAACACCCACUCAAGCCCACAGUGGGGUCACACACGCUGUUGAAACAGACCCACCGAAACAGGACGCAUGGACUGAACCCACCUCCCCUUCGCUGGACCCUGAUGUGUCAGAAGCAAACUCACUGCAAUGAGAUGCAGCUUUACUCCCUGGAGGUUUAAAAGGACUAACCCAGAAGUGAUGGACUGUGCUUGUUGUGUGGCAGAUGUUAUGAGGGAUAAUUUUCCAUGUAUGUGUUGUCAUAGUACAGAUAUGCCCCACAGUAGAGCCUCAUAUCCCCAAAAGACUCCUGACCCCCAGUAUGCCAGACAUAAUCAGAAUCGUCCACCUCUGAAUUGUGGCGGUAAAGGUUUUUUUUUUUUUUUGUUUAUCUGUUUUAAUUGAGUGAAAACCUGCAUCAUCCCCGAGAGAACACAAACACUCUCAUCAGCAUCCACCUGGAAGUUGAUUGGCUCGCUUACCUGGUUGCCAUACAAAGCAAUAAGGCUGCUCCUGCUUCAGCUCAGCAAUAUAAAUACACUCAUUUUAAAUACACUCUGUUUUCUUUUUCAUCAACAGGACAGGUGUGUUUUACCCCACUUGUUUCUAUCGGUGACAUGAAGGAUGUCAGAUGUUAUUUCCCCGCUACUGUCUAAACUCUGAUCUGAAAAGCACACAAACAAGCUUUACUUAGGUUCCUAAAAUCCCACCAUCUAUUCUUAUUCUGGCAGGAUUUUAUUUAAAUGUAUUUAUUAUUUUGAGCUCCAGCUUCCUUUGUUACAAUCAUGUGUUGAGCAACUGGUGUUGUGUAUCAUGUUAACUGCCUGUUUAUCUCCACAUCAGUCAGUCCUUUAGUCAGCAUCCUUGAUUUCACUCAGGAAUCUAAAGAAACCACCUCAAACAGCUGAUCUCAGAGCAGUGAGGAUCCUCAGGUUGGCCUCAUGUUAUCGAGACGAGUGUCACUGUGGUGCGUUUGGGUUAAGCCUCUGAGGUUAGAUUUUUCUGUGCGUGCCGUAUUACCAACAACGUGCCUCUUCCUCUGGGACGCAGCUUUGCCUUCUUAGCUUCUCCUUUAAAAAAAAAAAAAAAACAACUUUUCUGUUUCUUUUCUUGUAAUUUGUGUUUUUACGUGCUUCUCUGUGCAUCUUGUUUGCCUGGCCUCAGUUUUUCUCAGAUGUGACCUCGCCACCUCCUGCGUCUCAUGACUGCAAGUUUGAUUUUCCCUGCAAAAGACACAGUUAGGAGUCAGCGGUCCUGACCGCCGCCCGACUCCACAGCAUUGCACCGCUUGAGCGCUUUUUGGUUCGCCUCAACCGGUAUCAACAGACCAGAACCACAUUCAUCUCUAAUUAUCCUGCUUUGAGUUUUAAGAUUUUAGACUUGAGGGGGGGAAGAGACUUUAACAUGGUAGUUAGAAAAGAAAAACUUUACUGACUGUGGUUUAUAAGAUGAGAGAUGAAAUUGGUGAAAUAAACCAAAUACAACACUUGA
Girardinichthys multiradiatus is the source of this 7763-nucleotide messenger RNA. RefSeq names its product regulatory associated protein of MTOR, complex 1 (gene rptor). Lineage: Eukaryota; Metazoa; Chordata; Actinopteri; Cyprinodontiformes; Goodeidae. The transcript has 37 exons. Gene Ontology annotation, cellular component: TORC1 complex; cytoplasm. Gene Ontology annotation, biological process: positive regulation of protein serine/threonine kinase activity; TORC1 signaling; positive regulation of cell growth. The coding region runs from base 1772 to 5917 and encodes 1381 amino acids. The record is from RefSeq and is a predicted model, not a curated record. Gene Ontology annotation, molecular function: protein binding; protein-macromolecule adaptor activity.